CUACACAAUAAUUGCAUUAAUACUUUCAUUAAUUACGUAGUACCUUAUAAAAAAGAAACCUAACAGAGAUGUGAGUUCAGGUAUAAUCAUUCAAGACGAAUUUAAUAACUUUAUUACUCUAUUUCAACAUUCAAAUGAAGCUGAAAAUCACUGCCAUGAAUAUGGUAAUCGUGUCACUCAUUCUCUCACUUGGGGUAAUAUACAAUUCGGUUGAAUCAGUUCCAACAGAAAUAGAACUCUCACAGAACAUUCAAAACGCUAUUGGAAAAUUCAACACUUUGACGGGAAAAUUCAUAAAAGAUGACCUUAAACCAGAAAAAAACGCUUUAUUUUCACCUUUAAACAUUUACAUCGCCUUAUCAUUGUUACAUUUGGGUGCGAGUGGAGCAACUCGAAACGAACUUUCAACAGCUUUGGGAAUGCCUUCGGAUGAAGCGGAAAUAAUUGUGGCUCACAAACAGCUUGGUAGAAUAUUGAGCGACCUGCAAAAUUCGAGCACAGCUGAAGUGAAAAUUGCCAAUUCGAUAUUUGUGCAGAACGCAGUAAAGUUGAAAGACGCUUAUUUGCAAGCAACAAAAUUGUUUUACGAAAGCGAAGCUCAACAAGUCGAUUUUGCCAAAGCAGGUUCCGAGGCUACCGAUAUUGUUAACAACUGGGUUUCAAACAACACGAAAAAAAGGAUACCCAGAUUAUUCAAUGAAGAUAUACCCCACGAUACUCAACUACUCUUGGCUAGCACUUUGCUAUUCAACGCCACUUGGCAAAAACCAUUCGAAAUGCGGUUAACUAAAGACGAAAAAUUCAACACCGGAGGCAAACAAGUAGCAGUAAAAAUGAUGAAUCAGGUAUCCUACAUUCCUUACUUGAAGGACGAAAAAUCACAAGUCGAAGCCAUCAGUUUAUUCUACAAAAAUAACGAGUUCUCUAUGGUUAUUAUCUUACCACCCAGAAAUCGAUCUCUGGGUACUUUGAUCGAUAGUUUGAGACCCGAACAUCAACAAAAGGUGAUUCAAGAGUUUGGUUCAAAAGUCCAUUACGUCGAUUACAAAUUACCUCGGUUUAAAUUCAGUUGGUCGCAAAAUAUGAAUAAUGAUCUGAAGAAAACAGGUAUACGUAAAAUAUUUGAGAAUACUGAAUUGGAUAACUUGAUAGAAAGCUCUGACAAAUUCAAGGUAUCCCAAAUAAAUCACGCGACUGAAAUUCAAGUCGAUGAAUUUGGGACUAUUGCAACUGCAGUGAGCACUGUUGCAGUAAACGGGUUAUCUGGGUUUCAAUCUAAAUCAGAGCCCAUCAAGUUUCACGCAGAUCGACCGUUUUAUUUUUGGAUUAUUCAUCAAAAAACUGGAAUGAUUUUGUUUACGGGAAUUGUACAAAAUCCAUCGGUCAAAGCGAUUAUUCUAGCACUCUUUUUGGUGCUUGGUACUACACAAACCCUCGUGGAAUCAGCUCCGAAAGAUCAAGAUCUCUCACAGCUCAUUCAAAACUCUGUUGUAAAAUUCAACACUUUGUUCACCAAAUUCAUAAAAGAUGAUCUGAAACCAGAAGAAAACGUAUUAUUUUCCCCUGUGAAUAUUUACACAGCCUUAUCGCUGCUACAAUUGGGCGCCAGUGGAGAAACUAGAAAAGAACUUUCAAAUGCUUUAGGAAUACCUGAGAAUGGUGCGAGAUUCGCUGCAGCUCAUCAAAACUUGAGUAAAAUAUUAAACGACCUACAGACAACGACUGCAACCGAAGUGAAAAUAGCUAAUUCGGUAUUUGUGCAGAAAGGAUUAAAAUUAAAGAAUAGUUAUUUACAAGCGAUCAAAAAUUAUUAUCAAAACGACGCUCAACAGGUGAAUUUCACCAAAGCAAAUUCAGAGGCCAGGGAUAUAAUCAACAACUGGGUAUCAAAUAACACGAAGAACCGAAUACCAGAAUUAUUCAAAAACAUAAUUCCACAAAAUACUCGACUUAUUUUGGCUAGUACAUUAUUUUUCAACGCUACUUGGAAAAAUAAAUUUCCAAUACAGGCUACCAAAGACGAAAAAUUCACCACUGGAGCGAAAGAGGUAUCAGUUAAAAUGAUGGAUCAGCUAAAACACGUUCCUUAUUUAAAAAACGAAAAAUUACAAAUCGAAGCAAUCAGUUUACCAUACGAAAAUAACGAAUUCUCAAUGGCUGUUAUUUUACCAUACGCAAAUAAAUCAGUGAGCGCCUUUAUAGAUGACUUGAAAGUAGACCAUCAACAAGAAAUCAUACGCGAAUUUCGCUCAAAAAACGAAUACGGCGUUCAUUAUAAAAUACCGCGAUUUAAAUUCGCCAAGUCUCAAAGUAUCAAUAAUUAUGUAAUAAAAUCAGGUAUCAGAAAAAUUUUUGAAAUUGCUGAAUUAGAUAAUUUGGUAGAAAGCUCCGAACGUCUGAAAGUAUCGGAAAUAAAUCACGCGACUGAAAUAGAAGUCGAUGAAACUGGAUCUAUUGCGACUGCUGUAACCACGAAUAUAGCGCUUUUAUGUUUAAGCGAAGAAUAUCAUACAGAGCCUAUCGAGUUUUACGCAAAUCGACCAUUUUUAUUUUGGAUUUAUCACCAAAAAACUGGUAUUAUUUUGUUUUCGGGAAUUGUACAGAAUCCAUCGGUGUAAAAUUUGUUGUUUUUCGUGCGUAUUCAAGUUUCUGAUACCAGCAUUUUCGAAACUAUUUUGUAAAAAUAAUUAUCAAAUAAAAAGAUAUUUCAGUUA
Messenger RNA from Planococcus citri (citrus mealybug), 2714 nucleotides. RefSeq lists its product as uncharacterized. Gene Ontology annotation, molecular function: serine-type endopeptidase inhibitor activity. NCBI's taxonomy places the organism in Eukaryota, Metazoa, Arthropoda, Insecta, Hemiptera, Pseudococcidae. The coding region runs from base 135 to 2618 and encodes 827 amino acids. The record is from RefSeq and is a predicted model, not a curated record. The transcript is spliced from 12 exons.